CUCUCUAUAUGCACAUAUAUGUUUGACGGUGUAGAUAUGUUUUUAGUGCGCUUAAGGCAUUUAUAUGGUUAAUGGAGUUUGGCUGGGGCUCUCUUUUCUCAUCCUCUGUUUAUUUUUCUGGCUUCUGUUCCAUUUUCAGUUUUGUUGGUGGAAAUUUGAAAUAUUUUAAUUUCGUUCUGGUUUCUGGGUUUCAAGAUUGUUUCCGAAGUCAAACCACUUAAAAAUCGUUGCCAUUUAGUCUUUCUUCUGGAUGAGCAAGUCUCGAUCGGGUUCUCAAUGCAGGUAGGGCUUUUUUCUUGUGGUCUGUGGGCAUGAGUCCUGCUGAUUUGCAAGAUAUUUUCUAGUGGACUGGAUUAGUUUGCUUGAUGGGCUGCUAUCAGUCAAAGAAAGCUAAAUCACCAGGUUACGAUGAUCCUUCAAUUCUUUCUGCUGAAACACCCUUUACUGUCAAUGAAGUGGAGGCCUUACAUGAGCUUUUUAAGAAAUUGAGCAGUUCAAUUAUUGAUGAUGGGCUCAUUCACAAGGAAGAAUUCCUGCUUGCACUCUUCAGGAAUAGGAAUAAAAGAAAUCUCUUUGCAGACAGGGUUUUCGAUGUAUUUGAUGUGAAGCGCAAUGGGGUUAUUGAGUUUGGAGAAUUUGUUCGAUCAUUGGGUGUCUUUCAUCCAAAUACACCUACAGAAGACAAAAUCGCAUUUACUUUCAAAUUAUAUGACCUGAGGCAAACUGGGUAUAUUGAAAGAGAGGAGUUGAAGGACAUGGUUGUGGCGCUUUUGCAAGAAUCAGAUUUGGUACUUUCAGAUGAUGUUAUUGAAAUAAUCGUGCAUAAGACAUUUAGUGAAGCAGAUGCAAAAGGUGAUGGAAGAAUUGACCAAGAAGAGUGGAAGGAAUUUGUGUUGAAGAAUCCGUCUCUAAUAAAGAACAUGACUCUCCCCUAUUUAAAGGAUAUAACCGUAACUUUCCCGAGUUUUGUGCUAACUUCAGAAGCUGAAGAUUCAGAAAUAUGAUGCUUAAAACUUCAGAAAGGAGGAAUCAACAAUCUCGUGUCCGAUGGCGAAAUAUUUUGAUUUCCUGUUCUUUGAUGAAACGUGAACGUACGUUGGACAAAAUCAUGUUUAAGACUAUAACCCCAGUUCAAAAACUGGAAGAAGAGUAGUUAAUCGCAUGAAGAAGAGCCAACAACUAGGACUCUUUCAACAAAGCUGUAAUUCUCAUUGCUAUCUUUGAAAAUUUAUUUGUGUUUUCGAAUGCAAAGUUGAUACCAAUAAAUUGUAUGAACCAAGAUCUUGUGCCUAGAGUUCUUGUCCAAACUCUAGUGCCUAGAGUGAGGGAGAGAUGGACAUAAAGGGAGUCCAGAACUUUAGGGGAUUCAAAUCCAAAUUAUAUACUGUAAAUUGCGUGUUUUCUAUGUUU
Messenger RNA from Juglans regia (Persian walnut), 1410 nucleotides. Its product is annotated as calcineurin B-like protein 4. The record is from RefSeq and is a predicted model, not a curated record. Gene Ontology annotation, biological process: calcium-mediated signaling. Gene Ontology annotation, molecular function: calcium ion binding; kinase binding. Bases 366 to 1004 code for a protein of 212 amino acids. NCBI's taxonomy places the organism in Eukaryota, Viridiplantae, Streptophyta, Magnoliopsida, Fagales, Juglandaceae. The transcript has 9 exons.